This is a messenger RNA of Tarenaya hassleriana, 1164 nucleotides long. Its product is annotated as proteasome subunit beta type-4-like. The transcript has 7 exons. Bases 107 to 844 code for a protein of 245 amino acids. The record is from RefSeq and is a predicted model, not a curated record. Lineage: Eukaryota; Viridiplantae; Streptophyta; Magnoliopsida; Brassicales; Cleomaceae. Gene Ontology annotation, cellular component: proteasome core complex; proteasome core complex, beta-subunit complex; nucleus.
CUUGAGCUUUUUACAACGGAAACAUCAGAUCGUGGAAAAUCUGCUCUUGGUUGCUUCGAGUUUUAGUCUCUGUGUGCGUCUGCAGUUGAUCAAUUACGUCGACACGAUGACUUUCACGAUUCCGACGCAGAAUGGGAAUGCGGCGGCAAGCCCUGAUGCUGAUACGCAAAGAACCCUGUACCCAUAUGUUACCGGGACCUCGGUGAUCGCAAUCAAGUACAAAGAUGGGAUUUUAAUGGCUGCUGAUAUGGGAGGUUCCUAUGGUUCCACCUUACGCUACAAGAGCAUUGAGCGAAUGAAGUCCAUUGGUAAGCAUUCACUUCUUGGUGCCAGUGGCGAAAUCAGCGAUUUUCAGGAGAUUCUGCGUUACCUUGAUGAGCUCAUCUUGUAUGAUAAUAUGUGGGAUGAUGGUAACUCUCUGGGUCCGAAAGAGGUUCACAACUAUCUGACCCGAGUCAUGUAUAACCGGCGAAACAAGUUCAACCCAUUGUGGAACACACUUGUGCUUGGAGGAGUAAAAAACGGGGAAAAGUACCUUGGAAUGGUUUCCAUGAUUGGUGUUAGUUUUGAGGACAAUCAUGUUGCCACUGGGUUUGGGAACCACCUUGCAAGGCCGAUUCUUCGUGAUGAGUGGCAUGAGGACCUCAGCUUUGAAGAUGGUGUCAAGCUACUUGAGAAAUGUAUGCGAGUUCUUCUCUACCGUGACAGAUCAGCUAUCAACAAGCUUCAGAUCGCUAAGAUCACGGAGGAAGGAGUCACGGUCUCGCAGCCAUACUCGUUGAAGACAUUCUGGGAAUUCUCGUCGUUUCACAACCCUACUGUAGGAGCUGAAGGCUCCUGGUAAGAACCAAGCCACCAACUCGGACAUGGUGUCCGGACAUGUCAUGAAAACUCAGGAAAGGCUGCUUCCACAGUUUGCACUCCCCAACCAAGUUAUACGGAAGUAGUAGUAGUGAUGUUGAUUAGACAAUACACAGAUUUGAUGGGUUUUUUUCUCUUUCUGAAUUCUUGUUUUUAAUCGGUGUAAUCUGUUUCUGGAUAUUAUUUCCCGUGUUUUGUUGGUUUAUGCAGCUUCAGAAGUGACACAGUUGAAGCAAAACGAAGGGUUAACGUCCAAAAUGUAAGAAUCCGUGCGAUACAAGUACAGUGACUCGAAAUUGAAUC